This is a messenger RNA of Symbiodinium natans, 1581 nucleotides long. Lineage: Eukaryota; Dinophyceae; Suessiales; Symbiodiniaceae. The record is from the annotation of a GenBank genome assembly.
AUGUCGCCGAGUUUCCGACUCGCUUGCGCUGCCCUGAGCUUGUACCACGCAGCGGCUGUGCGCCCCGAGAGGGUCCUCCCUGACGUGUUGCUCGAGGCUGCUACAACGGAUGCACACACUCUGCACACAGGCGAGGUGGGUGAAGAGGAGAAUGAGGACGAACUCCAGACCUCAACAGAAGAACCGGAGGAGGAUGCGGAUAAGGUAAUCGUGGGAAGUCGGGAGAAUGCCGCGGAGAAAGCAGCCAAAGAGAAGGACAUGAAGGAACAUCUUGCUCAGGUCCAAGCAUGGGUGGAGGAGGAAUCGCUCAUGCCGUUUUGGGUCAUGCCGAUAAGCUUCAGCAUAAAGAUUGGGCUGACCAUGGUGCUUUUUCCUCCGAUCCGAAUGUCCCCGGUCGAGCGGACUUGGGGGGCUGGCUUCAAGCGCUUGGCUGCUCAGCUGUUCAGUGUUGGCUUUGUCUGCCUGGCACUUAACACAUGGUAUUGUGACAUCACCAAAAUUUUGGCAGCGCGCAGGGCAUUCCCUGGGGACACCAAGAAGCUCAUCCAGGUGAUCGGGUUGACCUGGAUUUGCUCUGCCAACUUGCUGGCCUCCAUUCCCGUCUCCCUGUCCGUGACUCACUUCAGCCCACGUCAACUCUACAAACUCGAGGGCAAACAGGCACGAUACUAUCCGGAAAUGUACUCGUACCCAAUGGUGAUUGGGGAUGCUAAGUGGCUCCCUUGGGACAAGCACAUCUUCUUCUUGGUGCUCCUGCCGUAUUAUCUGCCGUUCCGGUUGAUUCGCUGCGAACCUCUGACAUGGUCUAACAAGGAAUGGCCGUCUUGGACACUGUCUGGGAUGACUUUCUCGGCAUUCAUCAUACUCAUCCAUCUUGCAGUCUUCCUGAAGGUCUUGGGUUGGCUGCUCUGGGGUGUCCUCACCUUGUGCACGGCCUUUUUUUGGGCCCACGCAAGGACGAAAGCGGAAAAAUUUUGGAACAGCGGCUUGGGCAUCACACCCCUCUUCAUACUCUUGUUCGUCCUCCUCACGAACAAGCUCAUCGUUUUUUUGGCCCCAUUCCCCAAAGAGACACGGCUUCUCUUCCAGGAAAUCGUUGGCUGGAAUGCUGCGUCUGAUAGAGACGAGGAGGCGGAGGCCUUUAGGUGUUACAUUGCGCACAUGGUGGGGUUUGCAGAUGUGCAAGGUGAAGAUGGCUUCCUGUGGUCGGUCAUGCGGAAGGCGGCCGAAAAGUUGCGUGGGUUUCAGAGCUUAGAUGACGACUUCCACGAAGAUCAGAGGCAAGAAAAAGAACCGCCCGAAGGAUCCGAAGGGUGGGAAACAUCCAGAUACCUCUUGCGGGCGGUGGUGGCAUCCCAGCAGCUGGACAUGAUGUGCAGCACCUUGAUUACCACUCAGCUCAUGAUCAUCAUCCUUGUCCGAUGGUCCUUCAACGAAAGCGACGAUUUUGUUGGUGCCUUUGCGACGACGAUGACCUCCAGGACGGUCCCUGCCUACUUCGGCCAUCUACUCGACCAGGCCACGGCCGCAUCGAAGACGGACUUGUCCAAGUUGAUGAGUCAGUUGUGGGAGCUCCUCUGA